This is a messenger RNA of Syngnathus typhle (broad-nosed pipefish), 3494 nucleotides long. Its product is annotated as neuronal acetylcholine receptor subunit alpha-2-like. Lineage: Eukaryota; Metazoa; Chordata; Actinopteri; Syngnathiformes; Syngnathidae. The transcript has 6 exons. Gene Ontology annotation, biological process: nervous system process; monoatomic ion transmembrane transport; chemical synaptic transmission. The coding region runs from base 500 to 2173 and encodes 557 amino acids. The record is from RefSeq and is a predicted model, not a curated record. Gene Ontology annotation, molecular function: acetylcholine-gated monoatomic cation-selective channel activity; transmembrane signaling receptor activity. Gene Ontology annotation, cellular component: synapse; postsynaptic membrane; neuron projection.
UCGCCAAAUCUACCAUUUUUCAAGCAUCCACCUUAAUCCUGGGACCUUUCCUUUGGGAACUAAUGUGGGAGGAACUUCCGACAAGAAACUGGGUAAAAUGCUCCCAUUGGUUACAAUACAUUUCGCUUUCGGAGCGGUGUUUUUGAACGCUUUUCUUUUUCUGAGCGAUCAAUAGCCGUAAUCGCAUUGAACAAUGUCUUGCACGCCUCGGGAGCUUGUUGCGCAACACCGGCAGUUCUACUAACAAGCCAGAAGUUUAAACGAGGACAACAAGAGCUUUGAUUUUGACUGGCUUUCCAAGACGAGGAAAAAGUGUUUUGACAGUUCAACUGUCUACUGCUACACUGGACCCCGGGCUCACGCUGAGGAGAAGCUACUGCAGGACCUGUUUGUGCGUUACAAUAAGCUCUCCAGGCCUGUUGAAAACUCGUCAGACACAGUGCUGGUCCACUUUGGUCUCUCUAUUGCUCAGCUUAUCGAUGUGGAUGAGAAGAACCAGAUGAUGACCACAAACGUCUGGCUCAAGCAAGAAUGGAACGAUUACAAGCUGCGCUGGAACCCAGAGGAGUACGAAAACGUCACCUCCAUCCGCAUUCCGUCAGAGAUUAUCUGGAGGCCUGACAUCGUCCUUUAUAAUAAUGCUGAUGGUGACUUUGCGGUAACCCACCUAACUAAGGCACACCUAUUCCAUGAUGGACGGAUAAAGUGGAUGCCACCAGCCAUCUACAAAUCUUCAUGCAGCAUCGACGUCACCUUUUUCCCCUUUGACCAACAAAGCUGCAAGAUGAAGUUUGGCUCAUGGACCUAUGACCGGGCCAAGAUUGACCUUAUCAGCAUAGCCAGCGAUGUGGACCAGAUGGACUACUGGGAGAGCGGCGAGUGGGUUAUCAUGAAUGCCGUGGGCAAGUACAACACCAAAAAGUACGAGUGCUGCACUGAGAUCUAUGCAGACAUUACAUACUACUUCAUCAUCCGAAGGCUCCCGCUGUUCUACACCAUUAAUCUUAUCAUCCCCUGUCUGCUUAUCUCCUGUUUGACUGUGCUGGUGUUUUAUUUACCGUCACAAUGUGGAGAGAAGAUCACCUUGUGUAUUUCCGUUUUAUUGUCUCUAACUGUAUUCCUGCUGUUGAUCACAGAGAUAAUACCAUCCACAUCCUUGGUGAUUCCACUCAUUGGCGAAUACCUGCUGUUUACCAUGGUCUUUGUUACCCUUUCAAUUAUAAUCACCGUAUUUGUUUUGAACGUACACCACCGGUCACCUCAAACCCACGGAAUGCCCCAUUGGGUGCGAAGGGUCUUUUUGGACAUGGUGCCCAGGGUCCUGUUCAUGAAGCGGCCCCCGGGCACAGCCAAACAACACUGCAAGAAGCUGAUCGAGAUGAUGCACCGCCCAACUAUAAUAUCAGCAACGGGCAACUCCCAGACCUUUUGGACGGGUUUAGAGACAGGGCUGACGCAAAUAGGACAGGUCCAAAUUCCAUCCGACAGCCCAAACAUCCGCGUCUGCUCCCCUUCGCCAUCCUCCUCCCCUAUCAAGGAACUCAACCCAGAAGAUCCUCCAGUUAAGGCCAACAUUUUCUGCCAGUCACCCAUUAAACAGUAUUCAGUUCUCCGACGAGGGCAAAACACUUCCAUCUUGUCAUCUUCUCAACUUUCCUUACCCCCAACCUUGGCUCUCGGACCCCUUCACACCCUUUCCACGGAAGACACAAAUAAACUGUCGUCAAAGGGCCGCUCACUCAGCGCAGAGCAAAUGUGCGACUUGCAGAGGGAGGUUCCCCUGAGAGCUGCACAACGUUGUCACUCGGGCGGCUUCCAGUACUGUUGCCUCCACAACGAAGGGCCGGAGAAAUGGACUGGUAACCCAGACCAAACCAAACAAGCCUCGACAAAUUGCCUCACAGAAACCCUCAACGCAGAGCCGGCUAAAGACCCAAGAAACCAACAAGAGGCCGUGAUUCAUCGCAUGUCUCCUGCUAUGCAACGAGCCCUUGAGGGUGUUCAAUACAUAGCUGAUCAUCUCAGGGCAGAGGAUGACGACUUCUCGGUGAAGGAGGACUGGAAGUACGUCGCCAUGGUCAUCGACAGAAUAUUCCUCUGGAUGUUUGUUCUGGUGUGUAUACUGGGAUCAGUCGGACUCUUUCUACCUCCUUGGCUGGCUGGAAUGAUCUGAAAUCUACUGGCCCAAGGAAAGAGAAGAAUGUUAUUUAACUUGUUUUUGUAUUUUAUUUAUUUUCUUCUUUUUCUUUUUGCAAAGGAGCUUCAAGUGUUUUGUCCCAGAUUAACAUAAAGGUUACGAACAAGGAGGGAAGUCUAUCAACAGUUCCUAGGAGCACAGUAAAUAAUUUAUGGGGCUGUGAAAGCAUCCCUUUUCACUUCUCCGUUUUGACAUUGAGCUUUGCAUCUCUAAAUAACGUCUAUGUAACCAGAAUGUCACUCAGUAGGGAACAGACCUCCACCAAGGUUGAACAAUACUAAUUUCGAUCACCUUCCUAGAUGCACACUUCCUUGUAUCUGCCAGAAUUUGUCAACACGAUACGUGCAUUAUUCAGUGAGAAAUCAAAGUAAAUAGUGGCAUCUCUUGCAGUUACGGAUGGGUAUGAUAAUCAAUACAUUGUAAGCGUGAAUUAAGAAUUUUGGGGUAGGUAGUGUCAUUUUAUUCAUUCAGUACAACAGCAGCAGGUAGUGUCAUUCUAUUCAUUCAGUACAACACCAGCAUGGAAACAGUUGUUCAAAACAUUCCGACGGGUGCUUGCCAUCCUUUUUAAAAGUAUUUGGAAUGUUCAUUCAUUCACAAGUUUCCCCCAUAGUAAAUCAAGGAAAUUGAUUUAAUUGCACAAAAAGUGAAACAUCCUUAAUUCUGCAGAAUUGUCCAAACCAGCACCACCUUUUAUUAAAAUUUAAGUUAAAAACGUAACAAAAUAAAGUGAUUUGGUGUACUACCCGUAUCAUCGUGUUUUGCUUCGCACAGUAAAGCAUUCCACUAAUAAUAACAAUUUGACUUAUCAUAGACCUUGCGGUAAAUAAGGAGGAAGGUUGCACUAGUCUACGGAAGAUGUGAUGAAAUACAAACCUGGGUGAUAUUUUUUCUUCACAUUCCACAAUAUUACAACAGUGAACACAGUUAUCAUUUCACUCUGAACUUACACAGUAUGAAAACAUUGCAUAAAAGAAUUAUUGAAGGGCAAUUUUGAGAUUUAGAAUGUGAAGAAAAGCCGACAAAAGUCAGCAAAAGGCCACACUGGCUGACAGUUUAUCAAGAUUUUUACAAUUAUAAAUCUGUCUGGCGAUGAGGACAAAUUGUGGUAUUCAUAAACCAUCACAAAGAACACUCCGUACAUUGCAAACCCAUGGCUUGUGACUGGAAUGUUGGGCCGAUAAUAUAAAGUCUUGAUGGAAUGUUUAUAGAUUUAUAGAAAACACUUAAUGAAAGGGAAUUAAAUAGAAAAUGUAUUUAGCAAGUGGAUUCUUGGAAAUUUUGUAUUGAUGCUACA